AUGGACCCUGAAGGACCGACCGGCAAGCUCUGCAACUGGGUGCAUUCCUUGACUCUCAUGGACAUCCCUUCAGAUGUGCGGACCCGAGCAAAAUAUCUUCUGCUCGAUGGUAUAGCGUGCGCGCUUAUCGGCGCACAUCUACCAUGGUCUGAAAAGGCAGCGAAUGCUAUUUUUGAGAUGGAACCACCUGGGGACUCAGCGGUCUUUGGCUGGGAUAGGAAACUAGGCCCUUUGUCGGCUGCGCUGCUAAACAGCUCCUUUAUUCAAGGCUUUGAGCUCGAUGACUGGCAUAGCGAAGCUCCACUGCAUUCAAAUUCAAUCCUUCUCCCUGCCCUGUUUGCGGCUGUGGAGCACCUCAGUAAUGUGGGCGGUCCUGUAAUUGAUGGCGCUUCGUUCCUUCUCGCCUAUCUGGUAGGACUGGAGGUAGGCCCGAGAGUAGGCAAUGGUCUUUAUGGAACGCACAUGUUGUCUAUGGGGUGGCACAGUGGUGCUGUAUUUGGUCCUCCAGCUUCAUCUACCGCAGUAUGCAAAUUGAUGAACCUACCCGCGAGUCUCAUUGAAGAUGCAAUCGGUAUUGCAUGUACCCAAGCAUGCGGUCUCAUGUCUGCUCAGUAUGAAAGUGAGGUGAAGCGCAUGCAGCAUGGGUUUGCUGCUCGGAAUGGGUUAUUUGCCGCGUUGAUGGCCCGCAGUGGAUACGUUGGUAUCAAAAAGGUGUUCGAACGGCCUUACGGGGGAUAUCUAUCGACCUUUGGCCAGGGCUCAGGACAGGAUCCGCCGUAUCUACCAGAUGAGAUCACGAAAGAAUUGGGUUCAAAAUGGCAGACCUAUGGUGUUCGGGUGAAGCCAUACGCAGCCAUGGCAGGGACACAUUGUACUGUGGACUGCAUAAGGAAGCUACAGGAAGAGCAUCCGGAGCAAAUGAAGGAUUUCGAGAGCAUUACCAGCAUCAGAAUUGAGAUGGCUGAAGCGGCAUAUCACCAUGGUGGCUGGAAGCCCACAAGACCAUUGACAGCAACGGGAGCCCAGAUGAGCAAUGCCUAUGUUGCGGCAACUCAGCUUGUUCAUGGACAGGUGCUUGCUGCGCAGUUCCGACAUGAUAAGCUGGAACUGGACCUUGUUUGGGAUCUGGUGAAUAAGACGACAUGCCACCACAACACCGAGUUUACGCAAAAGGCGAUGCAAAGGGCAACGGUAACUUUUAGAGACAAACCAACGUUAACAACACUCGUUGAUGCCCCACGAGGAGUGUAUCCGCCAUUGACGAAUGAAGAAAUCGUGGGGAAGUGGAGGUCACUAACCAGGGACGUUAUUGAUGAUGGCAGACGUUUGGAGAUUGAGAGGCUGUGCCUCGGUCUUGAGGAUAUAAAAGACGUUAUGGAAUUGGGGAGAUUGAUGCAUGGUAUCACGAAGAAUCCAAUUGCAUAG
Molecule: messenger RNA, 1425 nt
Organism: Amorphotheca resinae ATCC 22711
Lineage: Eukaryota; Fungi; Ascomycota; Leotiomycetes; Helotiales; Amorphothecaceae
Exons: 2
Coding region: 1-1425 (474 amino acids)
Molecular function (GO): lyase activity
Source: RefSeq, a predicted model, not a curated record